Trifolium pratense (red clover) is the source of this 1664-nucleotide messenger RNA. Its product is annotated as CRS2-associated factor 2, mitochondrial-like. The record is from RefSeq and is a predicted model, not a curated record. Gene Ontology annotation, biological process: Group II intron splicing. Gene Ontology annotation, molecular function: RNA binding. The transcript has 6 exons. Lineage: Eukaryota; Viridiplantae; Streptophyta; Magnoliopsida; Fabales; Fabaceae. The coding region runs from base 262 to 1254 and encodes 330 amino acids.
CAAAGAUAAAUUUGUUUGUGGUUUAUCUUACUUAAAUUUAGAGGUGAAAUUACUGAUAUAUCCCUAAUAUUUUAAGAAAAUUCUUCUUCUUCACCCGCGGUGCAAUCAUCGUCCCUGCUGCGACUGCGCCACUUCACCUCAUACCUAAUUUUCAUCAUUCGAUGGAGUUUCUUUAGUUUUUCAAUUCAAUACUAGAGAAUGAAUUGUUGUUUACUUUGAAUAAAAUAGUUGCAGAAUUUGGGGUUUGCAGUUUCUUGCUGAAUGCGGAACCGGCUCUUUUCCUUCCGUCGAUAUCUAAGCCAAUCAAUUCAACAUGACCUAUACGAUCCGCCAUUUUCCCCCUCUACGAAAAUCCAAAAAAGAUUGACUCUGAAAUCAUCGAUGGAAGGAGACACUCUGAAAUCAGAUCUUCCAUUCCAGUUCAUGUACUCUUACUCAGAAACUGACCCCUCUAUAAAACCAAUAAGCUUCCGUGAAUCGCCCAAGUUCUCUCCUUUUGGACCAGGCCGGCUCGACCGCAAAUGGACUGGAAUCUCCGCUCCGGUUCACCAUGAAGUGGACCGGAAGAAGAUUGAAGAGGACCGAAACAGGGUCCUUGGUGCUCCGCUGGAUGAUCAAGAGGUUGCGGAGCUCGUUGAACGCUACCGUCACAGUGACUGCUCUAGGCAAAUCAAUUUGGGGAAGGGGGGAGUCACUCACAACACUUUGGAUGACAUCCAUAACCAUUGGAAGAAGGCUGAAGCUGUGAGGAUCAAGUGCUUGGGUGUGCCAACUCUAGACAUGGACAAUAUUUGCUUUCAUCUUGAGGACAAGUCCGGUGGGAAAGUUAUCUACCGCAACAUCAAUAUACUGCUCUUGUAUAGAGGACGACAUUAUGAUUUCAAUAACCGUCCAGUUAUACCUCUUAUGCUGUGGAAGCCUUAUGCACCAAUAUAUCCUAAGCUUGUGAAGAAUGUGAUUGAAGGUUUGACACACGAGGAAACAAAAGAAUUGAGAAACCGGGGUUUGAACUCCCAUCCUCUGAUGAAACUCACUAGAAACGGUGUUUAUGUGAAUGUGGUGGAGAGGGUGAGGGAAGCUUUUAAGACUGAGGAGGUUGUGAGACUGGACUGCACUCAUGUGGGUACAAGUGACUGCAAAAAGAUUGGAGUGAAGCUAAGGGAUUUAGUGCCAUGUGUCCCGAUCUUGUUCAAGGAUGAACAAAUAAUCAUUUGGAGAGGAAAUUUAGAUCAAGAACAAUCUUCGGACCCAUAAUGGAGUGUUAAAAUUAGAGAUGUUUCCAAGAUGGUGUUUGAUUCAGGCCUUGGAAGGAUGGUCUUAAUUGACUAUAGUGCAAAGGAGGAGAAAUUCAUUGGUUCAUGAUUAAAAUCACUCAAAUCAGCUUGCCACCUGUCAGACAAACUGUAAGACUUUCGUAGCCGGAUUAUUUCCAGGAGUUGAUUAUUCAUUUGUUUUUGAAAUGACAAAUGUUAGUUGUUCUUAGUUACUGUAUUUUGUUAGUAUCCUCCUGUGUUAGGCACCCACUGCGUUCACUGCUUUAAGGAAAUGUUUAUUUUGAUAGCUUGAAUGAAAUACUAUAUGUUGUUAUGUAUUUAAAGCAAUGAAUCAGACCAUUAUACUAUUCAAAGUUUUUCUUAUGAUGUAUCAAAUUGUUUAUUUUCCUA